Molecule: messenger RNA, 1464 nt
Organism: Penicillium malachiteum
Lineage: Eukaryota; Fungi; Ascomycota; Eurotiomycetes; Eurotiales; Aspergillaceae
Exons: 3
Coding region: 1-1464 (487 amino acids)
Source: RefSeq, a predicted model, not a curated record
AUGUCGAUGAGUUUCGAACUUCAAUCUAGCCUACAUGAACGGUCUGUAGAUAGAAGCUUGCAAAAUAUUGACGAUGGGUCGAAAGAAGAACAGCUUCCUCCUGGUCACGGCAAUUUCAUCGGUCCAUUUGGAGUUUUGAGCUUGUCGCAAAGCACAAAUCCACCUAUUGCGGGUACUAGCCCAAAAAGAACCAAUUAUGUACCAGCACAAGGAAGUCACCUACUCGAAGCUACCAUUUUGAGGCCUCUCCCCUCGAGAAUUCCAGACCUGAACAGUGACUUGCACAACAUCGAACCGUCUUUGAACUGGCCCGAUCUAUUUGAUAUCAGCCUUUCGUGGGCGGACUUGAACUUCGAUACCUUCCGCGAUCAAUCGCUUGAUGCCUUAGUCAUGAGGGAUGAUUUAGAAAACAGUUACAAAACACUGCGAGUGGCUGAUCUUGCCGAUUCCUUUUCCUCAGAGUUUACGUUGGGAAAUGUGGAAAUAUCAGAAGCUCAAAUGCUGCUUAGGCGAUACAAAGACACCAUAGUCGCACAGUUGUUCUCACUCCCCCUUUAUAAAAUGUCACCCUGGGAAGAGAUAAACGUCGAUACAGCUGUGUUGAUAAUGGGUAGGAUCUCAUAUAUGGGCGUUGAGCGUGUCUCAAAUGCGGCAAUAGCAAAUUUAUUGGCCUUGAUUGCCAUUUCUGCUGCGGACAUGGCUGCUGAAAUGCGGAAGUCAGGCACAGAGGGAUCUGAGCACUGGGAAAACAUCAGUGCUGCGAGCUAUGCUAGGGGGAAGGCGCAUCUACAGAAGUCCCUUGAUGAGACUCAGAACAUGCCACCCCCAAAAUAUAAAGAGCAAAUGAUGGCCAUAUCUGCAAUGCUGUCAUUCUCGAAGAGGCAAGGGCAUAUCUCAUCAACUCCGAACGUCUCUUGCGUCUCCGUGGUUUACGGAGGCGGAGCGGAAAUGGUCAUCAUCGAGCUCCUGACCCCAAAGACUAGUCCAGCCGAGGGGCCAAGAGACUUGCCAGGAUCUUCUCACUCUUCAUCCAACCCAAAGGUUCAGCUUGAUGAUUUUCUUCGGUUGGAUGAUGAGUUGGUUGACUCCGAGAUUGAAGAUGGAAAGAACAAUGGCGGUGUUCUCAACGCCAUGCAUAUCGAGAACUCGGGUGAAAGCACCAGAGCAAUGUACCAUCAGCUCUAUGGUUUCUCAGAGACAUGGCUUAGUCUUGUCUCAAAGACGACACGUCUUGCUGAUAUCCUGGACAAACUCAAGCUGAGGUCGUCCCCUCAAAAGUCGAGAAUCCUGCAGCCCCUUGAAAGCUAUAAGCCGCACCUUGAGGAACUGAUCUGGGAGAGAGUAAAAAAGAUGAAUCUCCUCAAUACUCCCCAGACUGCAUACCAAUACUCAAGGCUCAUCGGCAACAGGGCUCUCUCAAAAGCGCACCCGGGAACCCCACUUCAUACGUGGUUCAUGCGCUGA